AUGCCACUCAACUUGCUGCUGCUGAAGCGGUGGCUUGUGGGAGCCGGCAUCAUCAUUGUGUUGCUCCUUCUUUUUCAAGAACAAUUACCGACGGUGACGGAUCUGCGCGGCCACGGCCACGGCCACGGGCACGUCGACCGGGAUGGCUUCGUCUCCAGGACCAAGAUGCUGACUGUUGUCCGGGAGUGGCAGAAGCGCGAAGGAAUAAGCAAGAUUGUCGGGCUCGUCUUUUACCAGAAGCGGCAACAGGCGUCCAUCUUGGACUGCUAUCUCAAGGUUCGUCGGUCGUCGGCAUGCCAAGACGUGCUAAUCGCCCGCCCAUUUCCAAGACUAAGCUUAACUCUUUUUGCCGAGCAGCGGAAUCUGGCCAAGAACGGCGGCGUCCUCGACAAGGUUAUUUGGCUGCGGCAAACCGACGAUGCCCGCGACGUGGAAUUUCUCGACAAGCUUGUCCGGUCUGAAGCGCACUACUCCUGGUUGCGCCACGAGGGGAGCGACGAACGAGCCUACGAUGGAGUCCAAGACGACCUGUUGUACAUUAAAGUCGACUCGGGCAUUGUCUACGUUGAAGAUGGAACCAUCUUGUCCAUGGCGCACACGAGGGCCACACGACCCGACUUCUACCUUGUUUCCGCAAACGUCGUCAACCAACCUCUGAGCAGCUGGCUUCACCUGAGCCUCGGGGCCGUGAGGCCGUAUCUGCCCGACAACGAGACAUGGACGCCCGUUGAAGCCGGGUCGGGGGUCAACUGGCGCCCGUCUCGGCUGCCGUCGUGGCGAGGACCGCCCGAUUUCGACGUGGACAAAUGGAACCCCCCCGCAGACCGACAGCAUCUCUGGCUGCCGGUCACGGGCAAGAAGGACCACCUCCUUCACAAUACGCCCAUUGUCCACACCGUCUACGAUGCCUACAAGGACCAGGGAAAGUGGAAGUGGAUGGCUGCCGCCCAGCAGCAUUACAGUCUGCUCGAGAAUCUGGAAAGGGGGGAGCUGUCGAAAUACAAGUUCCACCUGUGGAACUAUCAGGAUCUCGGCAUGGGCACCCAGCUUGUGGCCAUGACUGGCAAAGACAUCAAUGCCGCCAAGCCGAUUGAGGCUGCUGCCGAGAUACAUUUUGCCGUGACGAUGCCACGAAAAUUAGGUCGACAUCAAUCCGAGGGGCUUGGGCAAACGGACAUUCUGGAGCGGUACAGGUCCUUUGCCCAAGAACACGCCUGCAAAGGACGCAUGCUGUGGACUCCUAGUGCCGAUCAUGUCUAG
Messenger RNA from Metarhizium acridum CQMa 102, 1260 nucleotides. The record is from RefSeq and is a predicted model, not a curated record. NCBI's taxonomy places the organism in Eukaryota, Fungi, Ascomycota, Sordariomycetes, Hypocreales, Clavicipitaceae.